Cadophora gregata is the source of this 951-nucleotide messenger RNA. RefSeq lists its product as uncharacterized. The transcript is spliced from 5 exons. Bases 1 to 951 code for a protein of 316 amino acids. Lineage: Eukaryota; Fungi; Ascomycota; Leotiomycetes; Helotiales; Ploettnerulaceae. The record is from RefSeq and is a predicted model, not a curated record.
AUGUCGGGCAGAGACAACAGAGAACGCGAUAGACGCGCAGCACCGUCAUCAGCUUCGGCUCGUACGAAUGAGUAUUUCGUUCCCAAAGAUGGCAUCGACAGAGAGGUCAUCACGGCCGACAUCUGCCGUUAUCUAGGGAACGAUGCUCUCGUACGGCCGGGCACCUACGAGAACCCGGCUACUCGACAGGUCCAGACGGGCUACUUUAUCACCGCUUACCGGAACCUCACGACCGCUAUGAUCGCAGAUCUGAAAGCAGAUUCUGACAGAUGGGAAGCCGAGCGGAGAGCUACCGCUUCAAGAGGCCAACCUUCAAAUGUGGGGUACCGUGAUUCCACCACACAUCAGUCCAGGCAAUACUAUGGUCCCACGGAGCAAGUGCCAGGAGCAAAUCCAGGGUAUUCUUCUGCUCCAACACCAGCAGUACAGGGAGUAUAUGACAGUGGUCCCCAGUAUCAACAGCAGUCCUAUGGCCAGCCGGCUGGUGGAGGAUAUGCCCAGCCUGUAUAUGCCGUUCCGGAUAAUAAUUAUUACGCUGGAGCAGAUUUGGUAGCUGACCAGCGUUCGCGUGUGCCUGUUGGUCCGUCUGGAGCCAAUGUCCCACGGAGCAAUCAAUAUGCCCCAAGUCCAUCAUAUCAGCAACAGCCUGAUCCCAGGAGUAAUUAUUAUUCUAGCCAACCUGGGCCAGCAGCCGCUCAAGCCCAGCAGCAAUACGCCACACAGCCGAACGAUCCCUACUAUGGUCGUGGGCAGGUCCUUCCCGUUUCAGGCCCCUCGUAUGAUCCUCAGGACUCGUAUGAUAGAGGCCAACAAUACGCGGACACAUACAACAGUCAACCUCCCUUGGCUUCGUCGUCCAAUAUCCAGGCCACUUCCAAUACGUCGUCCAGGCGUGAGCGUGAAAGGGCCCCAGAAGUCCGUGACAGACAUCAUCGUAGCGGUCGCCAUUAG